Molecule: messenger RNA, 1543 nt
Organism: Clarias gariepinus (North African catfish)
Lineage: Eukaryota; Metazoa; Chordata; Actinopteri; Siluriformes; Clariidae
Gene: samd14
Product: sterile alpha motif domain containing 14
Exons: 9
Coding region: 78-1493 (471 amino acids)
Source: RefSeq, a predicted model, not a curated record
CUUUGAGAAAUGUAAUAAAAAAGCAGCACUGCACAGUUUAAGAACGCUACACAAACUCUUGACUUGUUAACGCGGCCAUGUCCUCCACCCCGCCGGCCGAGACGGAAGAGGAUGUAUUUGAUCUGACAGACGCAGUGCCUGAGACGGAGCGACUAGACAGCAGCUUACAGAAAGCUAAAGCUCAGCUGUCUAUCAAAACCAGAAGGCACCGCCCAUCUAGGUCUCGUCUCCGAGACAGCCUGAGCUCCACAGAGGGAGAUGACAGCUUUGAUGGAAAGAGCUACAGCAGCCUGUUGUCUGGCUCCUGCUCUCCCCUCCAUGUGACCCUACGCUGCUCCUCCCCCUUCUCUGACCUCCAUCCUUUCUCCUGUCCCGCAAAGAAGGACCGAGCCUUUAGCUUUGAGACAGCUGAGAAGGAACAGAAACGCAGGAGUGCGUGCUUCCUAACUCCCUCCUCUCCAACCCACAUGCUCAAACAGGACCUCCAGGAGGACCACGUCCACAUGCACUACAGAGACCAGCAGCACCGGGUGGACAGUCCUCAUCUUGAGCUGCACCACAAAGAGAACUCCCUUCUUCACCUCAGGGACCAUCCCCAAUUAAACCAGGAGGACCAAACACAUCUGCGCCAGAGGGAUCAUGCCCACCUAGGACGGGUUGACCGUAAGCAAGUGCACCAAGAGGACCACCAGAGUGACCAUGCACACCUAGGACGGGUUGACCGUAAGCAAGCGCACCAAGAGGACCACCAGAGUGACCACGCUAAUCUGCAUAAGUGGGACCAAGUCCAGGAAGGCCACACCCCCUUGCACAAGAGGGACCAACUGCAGCAGAACCAAAUCUAUGUGGGUGAAGAGGACAAAGUCCAGCUAACAAAGGAAAGUCCGUCCCCCCUGCGGCAGAGAGAAUACUCUCAGAGUGAAGAUGACGGCCAUGAAAUCGGUUCAGAUGAGCCGAGCAGCCCGACAGUUCUGCUGGACAAAAAGACCAGGAGACGUUUCCUUGAUCUCGGGGUCACUUUGCGGCGCACAUAUGGUAAGGUGAGGAGGGAGCGAGCCAGCAGACACGCUGCAGAAAAUCGGGAGCCUGACGGAGCACAGAGCCGUUCCUCACGUUCCUCUGGUCCCCCGUUUGUGCCUUUCUCCUGGUUGACUGACAGAAUUUGGGGUUCCGGGUCACCAAAGAACUCCAGCCAAUCUCCAGCCAAGUGUCUAUCUGAGGAAGAUGAGGAGUUUAAAAAUGAUAGCAGGUCCACAAGGAAUGAAUCGUCACAGCCAUACCAGAGCCUUUCUGAUCAUUCCGAUGAGGGCCGUGAUGUGUGCGCAGAAGGUCGAGUUGUGAAAAAGAAGACAAUCCUGCCCUUCUCAUCAGGUGGAAGAGACAAGACAGAAAAGCAGAACGGCGUCCAAAAGGACAAGAGGGACAGCGGACACGACGGAGACGACCAAAAACUACUGACCUCUCAAUCGCAGUGCAAGAAUUUGGAUUUAUGAAUAAAUUCUUCCAAUUUUUUUCUUUUUUUUUUUUCAAUUGUAAAUACUGU